CACAAAUUGGAAAGAUAAUGGCCGUGAAAAUGCAUCUUAGUUUCUUCAUCUUAGCCACCAUUGGCUGCAUGCCAUUGGUAUCUGUGAGUUCGACGACUCAUGUUGUCGGACACAAAUUGGGUUGGAAUUUGCCCAGUUACCCAGGGUUCUACGACGACUGGGCCAAGAAACAAACCUUCGUUGUUGGUGACGUGCUUCUUUUCCAGUAUCACCCAGGACAGAACACGGUGGUUCAGGUAGACAAGAACGACUACGAUCAUUGCACUACCAGAAAUAUCCUCCACACCUACUUCAGAGGGAACUCUUCUGCUACUUUGGAGAAGCCUGGGGACUAUUUUUACUUCUCUUCCGUUGGCAAGCAUUGCGACUUUGGCCAAAAGCUUCAUGUUACUGUUUCUCAGUGAACCAAAUCCUCUAAUUAACUUCAUCCUAGUUCAUCUCAUCAAUUUCUGCAAGUCUUCUUGAUUGUGGGCACAAAUAUUGUUUUAAUUUGUUUAUCUUCUGUAUUAAUUGUACAUAGUUUAGGUUCUGUUUAUUUGCUUUAAUGCCUUUUCAC
Glycine soja is the source of this 556-nucleotide messenger RNA. Its product is annotated as stellacyanin-like. The transcript is spliced from 2 exons. The record is from RefSeq and is a predicted model, not a curated record. Gene Ontology annotation, molecular function: electron transfer activity. The coding region runs from base 18 to 404 and encodes 128 amino acids. Lineage: Eukaryota; Viridiplantae; Streptophyta; Magnoliopsida; Fabales; Fabaceae. Gene Ontology annotation, cellular component: plasma membrane.